AUGGGCCAAUCCAUGUCAACUGAUUUUGAGAGCUUCAACAAAUUACCCAGUGAGCUUCGCCUGAUGAUUUGGGAAGAAGUUCUUCCUAAGAAAAAAGACGACCAUGCAGCCUACAAGAUUCUCCGCUCCACCUCCUUUCAUGGUUUGCGGUGGGAAAGACCAAAGAACGCAGAUGGACCUUUGCCUCUACUGCGUGCGUGCGGCGAGUCUCAUGAUGUGGCUAUGAAAAGCGGAUCUUAUAUGACUGUCGAGAACAAGAGGUUUCGAAUGGUCUUGGAAAGAUUUCGAGGAUCAUUCGAAAAGAGAUACCAUUCGGUUUGGGUUGAAAAGAGCCACACAACUCUGCACGUACCUUUCGCUGCACUGACGUGUAAGCGCAUCACCAAUUUACCAAGCAACAUCCAGGCUGUUGCUUCCACAAUGCCUACACGGCGAGGACUCGAAGCCUUGCAACGGUGCCUAACCCAGGAUCGCGAGUACAUGGGUAUAAAAACCGUGUACAUAGGGAUUGUUGGCAUACCCAUCCACUACAGCAAAGGCGACGACCCAGACUAUUAUCCCUGCACGGAAUCAGACUCAGCCAUUGUCCCACUUGACGACGAGAAGUUGACCACAUAUCUCGCAACAGCCUACAAAGCCCAUGCCUUCCGGGGAAUUGGUGAUCCCGUGCUUCGCGAGGAAGAAUUCUAUCGCAAAAGCGCACUGAGGUUUAAGAACAGCCUCGAAAAGGACUGGGAAGAUUACCAGCACUUGCGCUCACUGUGGGAGCCUUAUAACGGCAUCAGCUUAGUCCCGGCUGUUAUCUUUGGAACCAAGACCAAAAAGGUAGUGUCGUGGAGUAGCGAUAUUUACGAGAGUAUUGUCGUUAAACUUAAGCUGGGUCACCUCGAGGCCCAGUCUGAUCUAGUGUGGAUGGAUGCUUUUGCCUAUGAGAACGGAAUCGGCAACGAAAACAACCUAGAUGAGCUUACAUUUCAAACUGAGUGCCGAACGCUAGCUCACAGGGUGAAGAGUGUAGUCCGAGAGAUGCAGUUUUCACCCCACGAUUAUGAAGGGGCAAGGCGGUGGAGUGUUCCUCCGUGA
Molecule: messenger RNA, 1083 nt
Organism: Fusarium redolens
Lineage: Eukaryota; Fungi; Ascomycota; Sordariomycetes; Hypocreales; Nectriaceae
Exons: 1
Coding region: 1-1083 (360 amino acids)
Source: RefSeq, a predicted model, not a curated record